AUGUAUCACCGCCAAUCGGCAAGCAAACUCAUCAAUAACAAUAGCCCCGGAUCUAUCAGCUACACCUACACCCUCCGCCCCACCUACCCCAGCCUCACCUACCCCAGCCUCACCCGCCACCUCACCUACCCCAGCCUCACCCUGCUGCCUCACCUACCCCAGCCUCACCCGCCACCUCACCUACCCCAGCCUCACCCACUCGCCGCCUCACCUACCCCAGCCUCACCCGCCCGCCUCACCUACCCCAGCCUCACCUACCCCAGCCUCACCUACCCCAGCCUCACCCGCCCAGCCUCACCCGCCUCAUCGCCACCUCACCUACCCAGCCUCACCCGCCACCUCACCUACCCCAGCCCUCACCCGCACCUCACCUACCCCAGCCUCACCCGCUCGCCGCCUCACCUACCCCAGCCUCACCCACUCGCCGCCUCACCUACCCCAGCCUCACCGCCCGCCUCACCUACCCCAGCCUCACCCGCCCGCCUCACCUACCCCCCAGCCUCACCCGCCACCCUCACCUACCCCAGCCUCACCCGCUCGCCGCCUCACCUACCCCAGCCUCACCCGCUCGCCUCACCGCCUCACCUACCCCCAGCCUCACCCGCUCGCCGCCUCACCUACCCCAGCCUCACCCGCUGCCUCACCCACCCACCUCACCUACCCCGGCCUCACCCGCUCGCCGCCUCACCUACACCAGCCUCACCUACCCCAGCCUCACCUGCUCGCAGCCUCACCCACUUGCAGUCUCACAUACAUCAUCCCUCCCUACGUCUAGCCCGGUGGCCCUCUCCCCCCAGCCCGGUGCCACGUUCUCCCCCCUGCCCGCUGGCCCUCUCCCCUCUCCCCUUCUCGGAGACGCGGCGGUCUCUCUAUCGCCCACGUGGAGUCGCCCCAUCCCCCACGCAGUCGCCCCCAUCCCCCACGCAGUCGCCCCCCCCCACGCAGUCGCCCCCCCCCCACGCAGUCGCCCCCCCAUGCAGUGGCCCCGAUUCCCCUUGCAGUCUCCCCGAUCCCCCCACGCAGUCGCCCCCCCAUGCAGUCGCCCCGAUCCCCCACGCAGUCACCCCGAUUCCCCUCGCAGUCUCCCCGAUCCCCCCACGCAGUCGCCCCCGAUGCAGUCGCCCCGAUCCCCCACGCAGUCGCACCGAUCCCCCACGCAGUCGCCCCCAUCCCCCACGCAGUCGCCCCCCAUGCAGUCGCCCCGAUCCCCCACGCAGUCGCCCCCAUCCCCCACGCAGUCGCCCCCCACGCAGUCGCCCCCCAUGCAGUCGCCCCAAUCCCCCACGCAGUCGCCUCCCCCUCACAGUCGCCCCGAUCCCCCUCACAGUCGCCCCGAUCCCCCGCCGCAGAGUCGCCCCCCCACACAGUCACCCUGAUCCCCCACGCAGUCGCCCCCGAUUCCCCUCGCAGUCGCCCCGAUUCCCCUCGCAGUCGCCCCGAUCCCCCGCAGAGUCGCCCCCCCACACAGUCACCCUGAUCCCCCACACAGUCGCCCCCCGAUUCCCCUCGGCAGUCGCCCCGAUUCCCCUCGCAGUCGCCCCGAUCCCCCACACAGUCGCCCCGAUCUCCCACACAGUCGCCCCCCCACACAGUCACCCAGAUCCCCUCACAGUCACCCCGAUCCCCCACAGAGUUGCCCUGAUCUCCCACACAGUCGCCCCGAUUCCCCUCGCAGUCACCCUGAUUCCCCUCGCAGUCGCCCUGAUCCCCCUCACAGUCGCCCCGAUCCCCCACAGAGUCGCCCCGAUCCCCCUCACAGUCGCUCCGAUCCCCCAUCCCACAGAGUCGCCCCGAUCCCCCUCACAGUCCCCCCCCCACAGUCGUCCCGAUACCCCACACAGUCACCCCCCUCACAGUCGCCCCGAUCCCCCCCACAGUUGCCCUGAUCCCCCUCACAGCUCACAGCCGCCUCUUUCCUCUAUUAAGAAGAACUUUUCCAUUUUUGUAAAAAGACUGAUCUACACGUCGCAGAGUGACAGCGCAGUGGCCGCAUGUCGCCGCAACCACGAUCAUUCGUUGAAUCCAAAUUUUGAACCCAAGAAGAGCAGUACUCCAGUUGAGUUUGUUAUCAUUGGUGUGAAAAGCGGCUCCGCGACCAAAUGCUCAGCCCCUACACAACUGGUGUGCUGCACACUUUUGGUGAGAACCGGCACCCAAAGUGAUGUGCGCUCCAGACGAGUGAUCGGGUGGCUGCGGUCGAGGGACACGAUACUUACCUUCACCACUCGUCAUCGAAUCUGGUCGCAGGAAUACAGUGGACAGUUGGAUUUUACCCAUGAACUUCUACGCGAGAGCCCAACGAGCUAG
This is a messenger RNA of Boleophthalmus pectinirostris (great blue-spotted mudskipper), 2307 nucleotides long. RefSeq lists its product as uncharacterized. The transcript has 5 exons. The record is from RefSeq and is a predicted model, not a curated record. The coding region runs from base 1 to 2307 and encodes 768 amino acids. NCBI's taxonomy places the organism in Eukaryota, Metazoa, Chordata, Actinopteri, Gobiiformes, Gobiidae.